UUUUGAUCAAGCCAAUCAAAUGGCGCCUUUGAAACAACCCCAUUAUCGUGUCAAAAAAAAAAAGUUUUUUUUUUUCUUUUCUUAUCGCUUUGUUCAGGUCUUCUUUUUUUAUUAUUGUUUUCAUCCAUUGCAAUGCCAGAGACUUCUUCUUCUUCUUCUAGAAGAGCUCAAGCACCUACUCAGCAACAGCAAGACGAAAACCAAGGGUUCCUUGCUAAAUAUGGUGGACAAAUCUUUCAAAUGUUUAUGAUAUGGUUGGUCAUGAGGUUAUUGACUGGAGGUCUAUUCCCUAAUCAACAAAAUAAUGUACCACCACCGCCAUCUCCUGGUACUGGAAAAGAUCAAACAACAGUCUUGAACAAUGUAGGAACCACCAUGCGCGAUUAUGCUCCUCACGUCCCUUCCUCUGUUUUUUACUACCCUCAACCUGAAAUCCCUUUGAAUCAUCUUGCUGAUAGUUUUGCGCCAUUAUGGCCAAAAGAUACCAAGAUGGAUCUAUCUGUUUACACUAAUCAAGAUGAAUAUUUCACUCGUUAUCAAGACACUCCCGUAUGGCAAGCAACUGAUAUUAUUUAUGGUGGUAAUAGUAAUGACCGUCGUGAACAUCAUAUUGAUAUCCCUAUUACCAAGUCUUUACAACACAAUGGAACUUUGUACGCCCAUAUCUUCGUCACUCCGCAAGGUGCCACCAUCAAUCCCAAGGAUCCUUCUUUCGUUGCCAACAAUGUGGUAUAUCUUCGUCAUACCUUGACCAAAUUCUAUCCCAAAAAAAAUAUCGUCAAGCAAAAGAAAUUAUUGGGCAAAGAUGAAAAAGAAGAAGAAAUGGACGUCGAAGUGGAUGAACAGAUGGAAGAUCAACAACAAGAUGCUUCUGGAUUGGGUGGUUUUGGAAUGGGUUUAUUAUCUAAUCUUACUCGUCAAGCACCUCUGGUGGCUUACUGGCAUGAAAAUGUGACUCUAUCCGUGAUUACUGAAGGAAAAGCAAUGAUUCCUAAGGCAUCGAUGCAACCUCCUGUGAUCAAAUACAUUCCUUUUGAUGAAAAUUUGGUUCGUGAUGCUACUGGCAAGGUUGGUUACUAUAAACCUAUUGUUUUUCCCAAUGAUUUUUGGUUGUUACGUAAAAAUGCUUAUCCUGUCAAUGAAACUAUCAGCUCAUUACCCUUGACUAUUCAUUUAGAACCUUUGUCCAUGUGGAAAUUUAGUAUCUAUGCAACAAUGACUGAAAUGAUGAACAAUCAACAAUCUUCUAGUCCUAUGGGUGGUAUGUCUUCGUCUGAAACGGAUGAAGUCAAACGUAUGUUUUUGGAAACAAACCCUAUCCUUUUAGCGGUGACCAUCUCGGUCAGUUUAUUACACAGUCUCUUUGAAAUGUUGGCCUUCAAGAACGAUAUUGCAUUCUGGAAAAAGAAAGAUAAUAGUACAGGUGUUUCAGUGCGUAGUAUCAUUGUCAAUAUCUUUUUCCAAAUAGUGAUCUUCCUCUAUUUACUGGAUAACAAUCAAGAAACAUCCUGGAUGAUCUUGAUGGGUCAAGGUGUGGGUCUUUUGAUUGAAGUAUGGAAGGUGUUCAAGGCAUUGAAAUAUGAAUUAAUCUGGCGCCCAGGACAACUUUUUCCUACUUUAUCGACACAAAACGCGAACAAUACUACGGAGGAAGAAGAUGAAACGUCUAAAUACGAUGCGAUUGCGUUCAAAUAUCUGACAUGGAUUUCUUAUCCUCUUUUGGCCGGGUAUGCUGUGUACUCCCUUUUGUAUGAUGAACACAAGAGUUGGUAUUCCUUUGUCCUGAAAACUUUGGUAGAAUUUGUUUAUCUCUUUGGCUUUAUCACUAUGAUUCCUCAACUUUAUAUCAACUACCGUCUCAAGAGUGUUGCACAUAUGCCAUGGAGAACCUUGAUGUACAAAUCACUCAACACAUUUAUUGAUGAUUUAUUUGCAUUUGUGAUUAAAAUGCCUACUCUUCAUCGUAUUGCUUGUUUACGUGAUGAUGCUGUAUUUAUUGUCUAUCUCUAUCAACGCUACAAAUACAAAGUGGAUCCUACUAGGGCAAAUGAAUAUGGUCAAGUCGGGGAACAAAAGCAAGAUGCUGACAAGAAGAAAUCAGUGGAAUCAAAGAAAGAUCAAUAGGUUCAUCCAGUAUAAUUUUAGUUUAUUUUUGUUUUUAUUAUAUUAAUGUAUAGUUUAUAUUUUUUUUUUUAUCAAUUACUAUCAUUUAUUAAAAGUCAUCCAUCAAAAGCGU
Halteromyces radiatus is the source of this 2236-nucleotide messenger RNA. Its product is annotated as cleft lip and palate transmembrane protein 1-domain-containing protein. Gene Ontology annotation, cellular component: endomembrane system; membrane. The record is from RefSeq and is a predicted model, not a curated record. Lineage: Eukaryota; Fungi; Mucoromycota; Mucoromycetes; Mucorales; Cunninghamellaceae. Bases 133 to 2124 code for a protein of 663 amino acids. The transcript is spliced from 10 exons.